Piliocolobus tephrosceles (Ugandan red Colobus) is the source of this 318-nucleotide messenger RNA. Its product is annotated as 60S ribosomal protein L36a-like. Lineage: Eukaryota; Metazoa; Chordata; Mammalia; Primates; Cercopithecidae. Gene Ontology annotation, biological process: translation. The coding region runs from base 1 to 318 and encodes 105 amino acids. Gene Ontology annotation, cellular component: ribosome. The transcript has a single exon. The record is from RefSeq and is a predicted model, not a curated record. Gene Ontology annotation, molecular function: structural constituent of ribosome.
AUGAAUACUCCUAAAAGCCACCAGACUCUCUGCAAGAAGUAUGGCAAACACCAACCCCACAAAGUAACACAGUAUAAGAAAGGCAAAGAUUCUCUGUAUGCCCAGAGAAAGCAGCAUUAUGACAGGAAGCAGGGUGGCUAUCGUGGGGAGACUAAGCCAAUUUUCCAGAAAAAGGUUAUAACUAUAAAGAAGAUUGUGCUGAGGCUAGAGUGCAUUGAACCUAACUGCAGAUGUAAAAGAAUGCUUGCUUUUAAGACAUACAAGCAUUCUGAACUGGGAGGAGAUAAGACGAGAAAAGACCAAGUGAUCCAGUUCUAA